AAGUGUUAAGCCUCUUUCCACCAUUUGGUACUGGUAGCCAGUGUUGAUUUCUGGAGUUGUGCUAGAUUACUGAUCCACAUGGUUAGAAAAUAUAAAAACGUUUCGAGAUUAAAUUAGCCAGAUGGCACCAAAUCAGAAGGUGACAAUCCGUUGUAUAAUCUCCAGACUAAUUUCUUCCAUUCCGUCCCUGUCCGUCGGUUCAAGCUUCCCAACAAUCUCUGCGGAGUAGGUCGCCUGACGAACUACCGAGACGUGCGUCUCGCUUCUCCCUUCCUCAGCUGCUGGCCCGCUGCCUGCAGCCAUUGCCCGCUCCUCGAGGUCAAAUGGCCCCUGCCCCCGCUCUCACCGCCACAUCCGUCCUGAAGCGUUCCCACCUACCCGGCGUCCACUCGUUGGCCUGUCGCCGGCAGCCGGGGGCGGACCGCGUCUCGGUGCUUUCUCCAGCGAUCCCGCCGCCCCGCGUUUCAUGGCAGCAAGGAUCUGGAGUGGUUGCUAAGAGGCUCCUCUGGGCGAGUGCGAGUGGUUCCUUCGAGAAAGAUAACAUCGGGGAGGACGCGGUGUUGCCUUCUCAGAUAGCGGUGGAGAAUAAAGUAGAUUUUUUGAAGAUUUUAAAGAGUGCCAACUCCAUUAUUCCCCAUAUAGUGCUGGGGAGUACAAUUCUCGCCCUGGUGUACCCGCCUUCGUUUACAUGGUUCACUACCAGGUAUUAUGCACCAGCUUUGGGGUUCUUGAUGUUUGCUGUUGGUGUAAACUCAAGUGCCAAGGAUUUUAUUGAAGCAAUAAAGAGGCCAGAUGCUAUUGCUGCGGGCUAUAUCGGACAGUUUGUCAUCAAGCCUUUGUUUGGAUUCCUUUUUGGCACUCUUGCGGUUGCAGUUCUUAACCUCCCAGCUGCUCUAGGCGCUGGCAUAAUGUUGGUUUCAUGCGUGAGCGGAGCACAACUUUCAAACUAUGCAACUUUCUUGACGGAUCCACAUAUGGCUCCUCUCAGCAUUGUUAUGACAUCAUUGUCAACAGCUACUGCAGUUUUUGUCACCCCAACAUUAUCUUACUUUCUUAUUGGCCAGAAAUUACCUGUAGAUGUCAAAGGGAUGAUGUCCAGCAUCGUUCAAAUAGUUGUUGCUCCAAUUGCUGCCGGAUUGCUUCUGAAUAGAUUCCUACCAAGGCUCUGUGCAGCUAUUCAGCCAUUUCUCCCUUCGAUGUCGGUGUUUGUCACUGCCCUGUGUGUUGGCUCACCAUUGGCAAUAAAUAUCAAGGCUGUUUUGUCGCCAUUUGGAUUAACCAUAGUGCUGCUCCUUUUUGCAUUCCACACCUCAUCUUUUGUAGCUGGUUAUCAUCUUGCUGGUACUUGGUUUCGCAAGUCAGACGACGUAAAGGCACUACAAAGGACAAUAUCUUUUGAGACAGGAAUGCAAAGCAGCCUUCUUGCUCUUGCUUUAGCAAAUAAGUUCUUCCCAGAUCCACUAGUGGGUGUGCCUCCAGCCAUAUCGGUUGUGUUGAUGUCCUUAAUGGGAUUUGCUCUUGUCAUGAUUUACAUUUUUUUUUGAAUCGUGCUGGCAUGCCGCCCCAAGAGCCGAUGGAGUUCAAUUUCUGGCCACUUGCCGUAGGGUUAGGGUAGCUCGUCUCCAACUGCUGUUCAUCGAACCGUAUCAGUUCUCGCAUGAUUCGUCAGAAUUUCUAGUAUUCGACUGCAUCCCAAUGACAGCGUUGAAGGAAUACGAGUAACCUAGACAUACGGUUGAAGUUGUACACAUGUCCAGCUGGGUAUCCCCAUCGAUGAUCCUUAAAUCAGGACCUCUAUUGGGAUCCGAUGAAUUCACUUUCUUUUCUCGAACAUCAAAUCCCUACUACUUAUUAAGACAGUAAGAGGUAGGCUGUCAUUCCGUGUUCUGCCA
Molecule: messenger RNA, 1892 nt
Organism: Zea mays
Lineage: Eukaryota; Viridiplantae; Streptophyta; Magnoliopsida; Poales; Poaceae
Product: bile acid sodium symporter
Exons: 9
Coding region: 324-1544 (406 amino acids)
Cellular component (GO): membrane
Source: RefSeq, a predicted model, not a curated record